AUGUCAAAGAGUGUUGUUUUUGCCAAUUCACCCAAGCGGCACGUGAAAAAAACGAGUACUUGGCGGAGGGUGGUGCUGUGGGAGCGCAGGCGGCGUUGCGAACGGUCGGAGCGGCGUCGGAUUUUUCGGCGAGGGAAGCUGAACUGUAUUAGCCUCGACACGGCUUGCGUGCGAGAUCCGGUCGAAGGCCAUCUCCAUGUCCAGGAAGACCGCUGCGAACAUCUCCUUGUUCGCCGCGGUCGCAGCACCCUCGCCAGCUGCAGGGUCGUGGAGAGGCCGGGGCGAAAUCCGAACUGUUCGGGCCGAGGCUCAGCGCAUCGAUUGAUCACCGGCAGCAGGAGCGACUCGAACAAUUUGGACUGCGUGUACAGCAGGGAGGUUGGACGAUAG
Molecule: messenger RNA, 390 nt
Organism: Leptosia nina
Lineage: Eukaryota; Metazoa; Arthropoda; Insecta; Lepidoptera; Pieridae
Source: the annotation of a GenBank genome assembly